Messenger RNA from Dromiciops gliroides (monito del monte), 3990 nucleotides. RefSeq names its product hedgehog acyltransferase (gene HHAT). The coding region runs from base 213 to 1727 and encodes 504 amino acids. Gene Ontology annotation, molecular function: palmitoyltransferase activity. The record is from RefSeq and is a predicted model, not a curated record. The transcript has 13 exons. Gene Ontology annotation, biological process: protein palmitoylation. Gene Ontology annotation, cellular component: endoplasmic reticulum. Lineage: Eukaryota; Metazoa; Chordata; Mammalia; Microbiotheria; Microbiotheriidae.
GGCGCGCUGCCAAAGGGCAGCCGGGGAAGGCGGGCCGGGUGAGUUGCAAGCCGACUCGGCCGCCGCCUGAACUCGGAAGUGCAGAAAGCGAGAGAGGGUGGUUGUGCACGUCUCUGCCGCCGCCCGGGACAGCCCGGAGAGCCAUCUGGGUCCAGUGGCAAGAUAUACAUCAGGACAACUGGAAAUGGCCCUGGAUAUUUAAGGGACAUCUUAUGGAUUUCUCCAAGAUCCCGCAACAAGUAGCAAUGCUACCUAGAUGGGAACUGUUUCUCUACCUGCUCGUUUCUCUAGGUUUCCACUUUUAUUCUUUCUAUGAAGUCUACAAAGUCUCUAGAGCACAUGAAAAGGAACUGGACCGAGAGUUUGAGCUGGAGACAGAUGCUUUAUUUGGAGGAUUAAAGAAGGACCCUACUGACUUUGAAUGGAACUUUUGGACAGAAUGGGGGAAACAGGAAUUGAUCUGGCUUUUUCUUGGCCACAUGGCUUUGUCUCAAGUUGCCAUGCUUUUCAUGGGAAAGCACAGACCCUGGUUUCUCAUGAUCUAUGGAAUGGGGGCCUGCUGGUACCUGCUGGGAGCUCAUGGCCUGGCAAUGGUUUUCCUCCACACCAUCAUUUCCUUCUCUGUGGCCCAGUUUCGGUCCCCGCUCUUGUCAUGGCUGUGUUCCUUGUUGCUACUUUCCACACUGCAGGUUCAAGCUCUGGAAGAUGUAAAGAGAGGAUGGUAUAAAACAGAAAAUGAGUAUUACUUGCUGCAAUUCACCCUGACGGUUCGAUGCCUCUACUACACCAGUUUCAGCCUUGAGUUCUGCUGGCAAGGGCGGCCACCUGAGGCUUCCCCAAACUCCUUCUUCUGGCUAUUGGCUUAUGUCUUUUACUAUCCAGUCUUGCACAAUGGUCCCAUCCUCAACUUUUCAGAGUUCAUCAAGCAGAUGCAGAACCGAGAAUCUUAUUCCCUGAAGGUCAAUCUUCGCAUUUUUGUCCUGGGAAUAAGUCGCCUUUUCUGCUGGUGGUGGUUGGCUGAACUGAUGAUUCAUUUAAUGUACAUGCAUGCUCUGUAUAGUAGUAGUUUCCUUUUGGAAGCUGUAUCUCCCUGGGCAUUAGGUGGACUAGCAUUAGCCCAAGUACUGUUUUUUUACGUGAAGUACUUGGUCCUUUUUGGUGUUCCUGCCCUGGCUAUGCAGAUGGAUGGACUCCGACCGCCUGCCCUGCCCCGAUGUGUGAGCACAAUGUACAGCUUCACUGGAAUGUGGAGGUAUUUUGAUGUUGGGCUUCAUAAUUUCCUAAUCCGAUACAUCUAUAUCCCAAUGGGAGGCUCCCGCCGGGGAGUGCUGGGAAUGCUGUUUUCCACAUCAAUGACUUUUGCGUUUGUGAGUUAUUGGCAUGGAGGGCAUGACUACCUGUGGUGCUGGGCAGUGCUGAACUGGAUAGGAGUGACCAUGGAGAAUGGGGUCCGGAGGUUUCUGUCCAUUCCCUUCAUUCACGACAGUUUGGCUCAGCAUCUCUCCCCACAAGCUCGCCGUCGACUACAUGCCAUUCUGGCUGGUGCCUCCACAUCAAUGCUGAUUCUGUCCAACCUGGUGUUUCUUGGGGGAAAUGAAGUUGGAAAAAUCUACUGGAAUAGAAUCUUUUUACAAGGCUGGCCAUGGGUGAAUCUCUCAGUCAUGGGAUUCCUGUAUUCCUACUCCCAUGUGGGCAUUGCCUGGUCUCACACUUAUGCUGCAGACUAAUGCUACCUGCCUCCUACUCCUGGUCAGAGGUUCAUUUUAGGAAGAUCACUUUGACAUCUGAGUGGAUGAUGAACUUGGAAUGGGGAGAAUCUUCAGACAAUCAAACCAUUUGCACAAGAGGGCUCCCUAUCAUGAUUUCUCACCUGAAAGACCUGAGUACACCUCAGGAACCAUCUUCUCCAUUACCUGCAAUAGAUCUCUCCAAGACAACUCCAGAGAAGUUCAACCUGGGGCUGAAAACUUGAAAUUACACAGCAUAUUCACAAACCAGAGGACUUUUACAUUUAAAGAAAUUUAGAGCAAGAAGAGGCCUUUAGUGCCAAAGAUAUGCUGGAGCCACUACAAAUCAGACCUUGACUGAUUGUUCAGACUUAAGAAAGUGAUGGAGAUAAUGCCAAUAAUGAUUACGUUUAAGUGUGUCUUGACUACUCCUCCCCCCCCACCCCUGCAUCAGAGCCAGUUGUUAAAUAUAUGUUGGCACACCACUGUUUAUAGCUCACACAUGGAAUCAUAAGCUUUGGAGUUUAAAGGGACCUGGGAGAUCAUUUAAUGAUGCUUCUCUUUCAUUUUGCAUAUGAAGAAUAUGAAAUUUAGAGAAAUGACAUUAUCUUUCAAGAUCACACAUAUAGUAAGUAGCAGGGUUGGGAUUUUAAUCCAGAUCAUUUGACUGCUCUUUAUACUACACCAAGGAGUUGUUCCUUAUUUAAGGUAGUGACACAAAUAUGUAUAUAAAAUGAAAGCAAGAAAAAAGACAGGGCGAGGAAAAGAAGGGGAGAGAGCAAAAGACAAUUAUUUGCUAAUUAAUUUGGUUCUAUUUUAUUAAAUGCUAACAUUUUCAUGAUUCUAUCCCUUAUUUUAUGUUUUUGUUCAUAGUAAUUUAGUUUAAUAUAAUUUUAAGCAGUCAUAUUUACUUAUUGGUGGCUAGAGCAUCCCACUGAUUUUGUGGGACUUUUUGAUGGUUAUUAAGUUCAUAAUUUUUAAAAUGCAACAUUUACUGAUUGGAUAGAACAUUCUAUUAUACCCCUAAGAAUCUUCUGGGGAUUCAUUUAUUCAAUGGACAUUAAGUGCCCACUAUAUAAUUUGGACCACAUGGGCAUGAGGAAGACAUGAUGGUAAUGAUCACUCCAGGUUGUGUUGCACUUGGCCUACAUUCUGUGUACCUCUAUAGUGACUACUAUAUGCAAACAGUGAGAGAGAUUUAAAAGAAAAGUUAGGAUUCAAUGUGGUCCCAUGGAAGGAGAUUUAUAGACCAAUAAAGGGAUGACACACACACAGCAAACAAAAACCAGGUUAACUCUGAUACAUAGUAUAUAACAUGUCUCUCAGAGAAGUACAAGGCAAAGUUGUAUAACUAUAUGGCAGAAAUGUUCUAGAAAGAAUUCUUUUUGUGGGCUAGGCUGGACUAGAAGACCUUCAUAUUCCCUUCUAAUUUUCUAAUUCUAAUACUUAAUGAUUGUAAGGAAGAGACUCAUUACUAACAGAGCUGUGGAAGGUGGGGGAGAAAAGGGAGAGAAGUAGGUUGGGUGUGAUCAACAGAACCUUCAUCUACCUCUUGGAUUCCCUGGUUCUCUUUAAGGCUUAAAUCAAGUGCCACCUCCUCUAAGAAGCCUUCCAUGAUUCUUCUUCCCACCCACCACCCACCUCCCACAAAAUGUUCUGUAUAUAUUAUGUGUUUCCUCCCAGCAGUAUGUAAACUCCUUGAGGGCAUGGAGGAAAUAUCCAUUUUUGUCUUUGUAUCUUUAGCUCUGGGCACAUAGCAGGUGCCUAAUAAAUGUUUUUGAAUUGACUCGAUUCUACUGUAACAUCUCAACCAUGUUUCAAGGAAGGAUGUUUUCCUCAUGUCCUGUCAUGUAUUCUCCAGAGCUGUCUUAAGUGUCUUGUGUUAUUUAUUUCCUCAACAGAGAAUAAACAAAACCAGUCAUGCAUUUCUGGCAAGAUUCUCAGGACAGGGCAGAGUAAAACACUCCCCUUGAUAGGCCAGGGGACAGAGUUAAUGCUUUUAUUGUUUUUUUCCAAUUUAAUUAUCACAUGUGAUUCCUUAUUUUGGCAUCAGAUCUGGCUUCCCACUCCCUGGAUACAGAGGGCAACAUGACAAUCAGUUAAAUGGUAUGUAUUUCCACAAGCAACAUUAAUAGACACUUCUGGACACCUUUGGGGAAAUGGCUCUGAGCCUGUAUUGAACAAACACAUAGCCUCUGCCCAGUAAUUUUCCUCCCAUUCUCCUGAUUGCUUCGCUCCUCUACAGAAAUCUUCAGUGGUUACU